Molecule: messenger RNA, 1804 nt
Organism: Microtus ochrogaster (prairie vole)
Lineage: Eukaryota; Metazoa; Chordata; Mammalia; Rodentia; Cricetidae
Gene: Wipf2
Product: WAS/WASL interacting protein family member 2
Molecular function (GO): actin binding
Source: RefSeq, a predicted model, not a curated record
ACGCUGGGGACGGUGGGAGCAGAUCCAUUUCCGGGUUGGCAAAAGGGGCGGCGGCGAGGAAGAGAGCUUGCCGCGGGGCGAACGGGCAGGACUGGACCAGGACACAGGUGACGGAGGAUUCGCUCCCGGAGCAGCCCCAAGGUGGCGAGGACGCCGGGGCGGCCGAGCCCGCCGCUGAGGUAAGGUUUGCUAUCGUCUACCCAGCCAUCUCCCUCUUCCUCCCACGUGCAGGGGUUACAGGUGUGCUGCAUGUCAGCUACCGUGCUUCUUAGAACUCUGGAGAGCCACUGUCCUGGAGUAAAGGAGCCAGCUGUGGUGUGUGCCUGUAAUCUCAGCACUCAGGAGGCAAAGGCAGGAGAGGUAUAUGAAUGACCUAAAGCUACAAAUAAAGACGGAGAGAGAACGGUGCCAACUGGGAGCAGGGCAAGGAUGCCAAUUCCUCCUCCUCCCCCGCCCCCACCUGGUCCUCCCCCACCUCCCACUUUUAAUCAGGCAAACACAGAGCAGCCCAAACUCAGUAGAGAUGAGCAGAGGAAUCGAGGAGCCCUCUUACAAGACAUUUGCAAAGGGACCAAACUGAAGAAGGUGACCAACAUUAAUGACCGGAGUGCUCCUGUCAUCGAGAAGCCCAAAGGGAGUGGUGGUGGCUAUGGCCCUGGAGCUGCUGCUUUGCAACCCAAGGGAGGUCUCUUUCAAGGAGGAGUGCCCAAGCUGCGACCUGUGGGAGCCAAGGAUGCUUCAGAUACUCUAGCUGCUAAGCCAGCCCUACAAGUCCCCAGUUCUCGAGCUGCUGCUCCGAGGCCUCCAGUGUCUACAGCCAGUGGGCGUCCUCAAGAUGAUACUGACAGCAGCCGAGCCUCCCUCCCAGAACUGCCUCGGACGCAGAGACCCUCUUUACCUGACCUCUCUCGUCCCAAUACCACUAGCGGUACAGGCAUGAAACACAGCUCAUCUGCUCCUCCCCCACCACCUCCAGGGCGCCGUGCCAAUGCGCCCCCUACUCCUCUGCCUGUGCACAGCAGCAAAGCUCAGGCCUACAACAGGGAGAAACCGUUGCCUCCAACACCUGGACAGAGGCUGCACCCGAGUCGAGAAGGACAUCCUGCUCCACCCCCUGUAAAACCACCUCCUUCCCCUGUGAAUAUCAGAACCGGACCAAGUGGCCAGUCUCUGGCUCCUCCCCCACCGCCUUACCGCCAGCCUCCUGGGGUCCCCAAUGGACCCUCAAGUCCCACUAAUGAAUCAGCCCCUGAGCUGCCACAAAGACACAAUUCUUUGCAUAGGAAGACACCAGGGCCAGUCAGAGGCCUUGCACCUCCUCCACCCACCUCUGCCUCCCCUUUCUUGUUGAGUAACAGGCCACCUCCCCCAGCCCGAGACCCUCCUAGUAGGGGAGCAGCUCCUCCACCCCCUGUACCCACGGUCCGAAAUGGUGCCAGGGAUGCUCCUCCUCCCCCACCACCUUAUCGAAUGCAUGGGUCAGAGCCUCCGAGCAGAGGAAAGCCCCCACCUCCACCCUCAAGGACACCAGCUGGGCCACCCCCUCCUCCACCACCACCCCUGAGGAAUGGCCAUAGAGACUCCAUCACCACUGUCCGUUCCUUCUUGGAUGAUUUUGAGUCCAAGUACUCCUUCCACCCAGUAGAGGACUUCCCUGCUCCAGAAGAGUAUAAGCAUCUUCAGAGAGUAUACCCCAGCAAAACAAACCGAGCUGCCCGUGGAGCCCCACCUCUGCCACCCGUUCUCAGGUGAAGCCUGGCUUGGUCCUGCUCCUCAGGAAAAGGAUGGACCUCCUCUUCUCAGA